UAUAAGCAGCUAUUAUUCUUCAUUCAACAUGGCGCUCUCCAUGGACAGACCACGAGAUCGAGAUGGAAAUUCACACAAGUUUGGAGCUAAAAGUAGAUUGAAUAGCAGAAAUCAAUCUCCAGGAAUGAAGUCAUCGCUGAAGCAUGCUUAUCGGUCAAAAGUCAUUGGAAAUUUAAAAGAAGGUCAAGGGUAUGCCGACAAAAGGAAGAGAAGAUUUCUCAACAACUAUCAGAAAUUGAGAACAAAACACAGACUUCAAACAGAGAGGAACCAGAGCACAACCGACAAUGAAACAGUCGCUCCUGACAUUGAUGCAUUUGCGCAAAACAUUCAAAGAGAUACAGCGGACAAUGUCGAAGGCAAAAGCAACUCAGCUUCAGAAAGCAAUGUGAGCAGACAAACCGGCAAGGGGAAUGAACAUAAAGAUGGGAGUGAGAUAAAGGAUAAAGGUGAUCCGAAAACUGGAGAAGGGGCAGAGAAAAAGAAGAGAUUCAAGAAGCGAGGAGGCAAGAAAAAUGCAAAGAACAGAUUCACCAAAGCCCAGGCGGAAUUCACAGAGAAGAAAAGAGCUGAGGAGAUGAGAUUACAGGCCCUCACACAGCAGCAAACAGAGAGGGCGCUAGCCCUGGAGCGCUACAAUAAGAAGAAGAUGGACUCGCAUCAGAAGCUGAAGAAGAAGUCACGGAGAGGGCAGCCUCUCAUGAAGUACCACAUGGAAGCUUUACUCGAUAAGAUCAAAGCGCAAGGCACAUGAUGAGAAAAAAGGACAUUAUGGACAAUCAACUAUUUAACUUUUAACAACUGUCUCAAGUUAACUCAAAAGUUAUAACCCUUUUUGUGCCUAAAAUAUCAUUCAUAGAACUCAACUUGAUAUUGAAUGUUCAUAUUUCUGUUUUGUAUUGACAAAUCUAAAACUCCUAGCUCAACGAUAUGUUAAUUUUAUACAUUUAUAUGAUUAUGUCAAUAUGUUUUAUUGCAUUGUACUAUUUUCUUUUAUAUCGUUGAAUAAAGAUGAAUUGAAUUGAAUUGAAUUGAAUGCUCUAUCUUUUUAGAUAAAUGGGGGGGGGGGGGGAAUGAGUCGUGACAAAAUAGUGAGAAAAAGGAAGAGGGGGGCAAAGCAUUAUGGAUGAAAGAUGACCCCCCCCCCCCCUCCCAUGCCCUCACAUUUUUUCAUUUUUCAUUAUACAUGUACAUGUGUAUUUUGUUUUGUGCAACUUUGAUAUUUUUUGGAUUGUUUGCUUAGUUUGCUUUCAUUAUUUUACUGCUGUUACUGCUCCCAAGUCUAUCCUCACAUAAUAAGAAUUGAUUUUUUUUUUUUUUUUAAGCGCUAUAUCCAAUUUAGAACUGAUCAAAGCGCUUUACAAAACAAAUAAAUUGGAUUAAAACCAAACCAAAAACAUGAUAGAAAUGUAAUGCAGUUAAUUACAAUGUAAAUAGGUGUGUUUUAAGAUGCUUCUUAAAUAAUUCAACUGACAAACGUACAGCGUAAUUCACGAGGUAACCCUGCCCCUACUCAAUUCACUCUUGACUAAUAAUUUCUUAGGGUACAUUUUUUGUCAUAUGAUUAGGCUGUUAAAGCUGCUGCAUCAAAUAAAUUUACAUUUACAACGUGUCACUCUUUUAUGAUACAACAGAUGAGAUUGCUGAUCUCCAUAAAUCAUGUACAGAUAUUUGAAUAAACGAAACAUUAAAAGUGAACAGAUAUUGAAAUUCUGA
Molecule: messenger RNA, 1716 nt
Organism: Strongylocentrotus purpuratus (purple sea urchin)
Lineage: Eukaryota; Metazoa; Echinodermata; Echinoidea; Camarodonta; Strongylocentrotidae
Product: thyroid transcription factor 1-associated protein 26 homolog
Exons: 3
Coding region: 29-754 (241 amino acids)
Cellular component (GO): nucleus
Source: RefSeq, a predicted model, not a curated record